GCUUCUCGCUCUCGCCCGCCCGCCUGCUGCCUUGCUUGCUCGCGCUUUCGCUCGCGCUCUCCUCGCGGAUCGUGGUGGCUCUGACCACAGCCUGCGGCUGGGAAGGGCGACCGAGGCGGCGGCUCAGGGGAAACGAGGCUGCAGUGGUGGUGGUGGUGAUAGGAAGAUGUCGGGCGAGGACGAGCAGCAGGAGCAAACUAUCGCCGAAGACCUGGUCGUGACCAAGUAUAAGAUGGGGGGCGACAUCGCCAACCGAGUCCUGCGGUCCCUGGUGGAAGCCUCCAGCUCAGGUGUGUCUGUGCUGAGCCUGUGUGAGAAAGGGGAUGCCAUGAUAAUGGAGGAGACGGGAAAAAUCUUCAAGAAAGAAAAGGAAAUGAAAAAGGGUAUCGCCUUUCCCACCAGUAUUUCCGUGAACAACUGUGUGUGUCACUUCUCGCCUUUGAAGAGUGACCAGGACUACGUUCUGAAGGAAGGAGACCUCGUAAAGAUUGACCUGGGGGUCCACGUGGACGGGUUCAUUGCCAACGUGGCGCACACUUUCGUAGUUGACGUGGCUCAGGGGACCCACGUGACCGGGCGGAAAGCGGACGUCAUAAAGGCAGCUCACCUUUGUGCCGAAGCUGCCUUACGCCUGGUCAAACCUGGGAACCAGAACACACAGGUGACGGAGGCCUGGAACAAGGUGGCCCACUCGUUUAACUGCACGCCCAUAGAAGGUAUGCUGUCACACCAAUUAAAGCAACAUGUCAUCGAUGGAGAGAAGACAAUUAUCCAGAAUCCCACAGACCAACAGAAGAAGGACCACGAGAAAGCCGAAUUCGAGGUGCAUGAGGUGUACGCUGUGGAUGUGCUCGUGAGCUCGGGAGAGGGCAAGGCCAAGGAUGCAGGGCAAAGAACCACCAUUUACAAGCGAGAUCCAUCUAAACAGUACGGCCUGAAAAUGAAAACCUCGCGUGCCUUCUUCAGUGAGGUGGAGAGGCGCUUUGAUGCCAUGCCAUUCACUUUAAGAGCUUUUGAAGAUGAAAAGAAGGCUCGCAUGGGUGUGGUGGAAUGUGCCAAACACGAGCUGCUGCAACCGUUUAAUGUUCUCUAUGAGAAGGAGGGUGAAUUCGUCGCCCAGUUUAAAUUCACAGUUCUGCUCAUGCCCAAUGGCCCCAUGAGGAUAACCAGCGGUCCCUUUGAGCCUGACCUUUACAAGUCUGAGCUGGAGGUGCAGGAUGCAGAGCUGAAGGCCCUCCUCCAGAGUUCUGCAAGUCGGAAAACCCAGAAAAAGAAGAAAAAGAAGGCCUCCAAGACCGCAGAGAAUGCCACCAGUGGGGAAACCUUAGAGGAGAAUGAAACUGGGGACUGAGGACCGCCCGCAGAGCAGGGUCUCCCUGCCCCACCCUAGCCCCCACCCUGCCCCUUCAAACAACCACCGGCUCCGACUGACUGGUCUCAGGGGGGGUCCAGGCUUCCCAGCCGCCGAAGACUACUUUAAAUAGGAAAAAGAAAUUGGAUAAUAAAAUCAGGAGUCAAAAUCCACCGUCUUCAAGCCCCUCUUUCUAGCCUUUUCUACUACUCUCUGGUCAAAGUCUAUGGUCCUGCAACAGACAGAACAGGGAGGAGGCUGAAUCAGCCACCAUCAUUAUAAACUCAGCUCCAGUUUUUUUUAUAUCACUCCAAUGGCAGCAUCUUCCCAUCUGUUUGGGGCUUGUCUCUUUAUUUUUCCACUUUACCCUACUGUUUUAUCUGGGCUCAAAAUGAAGAGGAGCUGUGCUUCCAAUUUGUAUUGACAUGAUGGCAGCAUCCUCGGCAGGCCCCACCCAGUUUCUGGGGCUGCUGCCCGCCAUUUCUGGAGAUUCUCAUCCACUGACUGGAUCCUCACCCGUGAAUCCAUUAGUCACUGGUUCUGCAGGCUUUCCAUUUCCACAAGGCUGUACAGAGUAACCCAUCUCCACCUUGGCCUUUCCUGUCCACAUCACCCCCACACACCUCAGCCGGAAGCACAGCUCUGAUUUGUUCCCUGUCUGAUAACUCUGACCUCCUUCCCUUGAGACAAAAGCCAGAGGAGUAGACUGGAGAGAGAACGCCUGGCUCUGCGGCUUUGGACUCGGACGACUUGCUGGGGAUUGUAGGGAAAGGCAACGCAUCACAGUACCUCUGGCAUGCUGUCCCGGGGGCUAGGGCUCCCAGGAACUUAGGAGGUUUUUAAACACAUUGAAAAGUGACAUGGCAUUCAAAUAAAUUUGAAUUUGCUCAUAA
This is a messenger RNA of Ochotona curzoniae (black-lipped pika), 2244 nucleotides long. It is a transcript of the gene PA2G4, whose product is annotated as proliferation-associated 2G4. The record is from RefSeq and is a predicted model, not a curated record. The coding region runs from base 167 to 1351 and encodes 394 amino acids. NCBI's taxonomy places the organism in Eukaryota, Metazoa, Chordata, Mammalia, Lagomorpha, Ochotonidae. The transcript has 14 exons.